Cyprinus carpio (common carp) is the source of this 2132-nucleotide messenger RNA. RefSeq lists its product as uncharacterized. NCBI's taxonomy places the organism in Eukaryota, Metazoa, Chordata, Actinopteri, Cypriniformes, Cyprinidae. The record is from RefSeq and is a predicted model, not a curated record.
GAUCACAUGAUCCUUCAGAAAUCAUUUUAAUUUGCUGAUUUAUUAUUAAUGUUGGAAACUUUUGUGCUGCAAUACAUUUUAUAACCUGUGAUACUUUCAGGAUUCUGAUUAAUACAAAGUUAUAAAGGAAGAAUGUUUAUUUAAAAUAAAGCUUUUGACUGACACCAUCAGAAAAGGAACGCAUAACUUUUCAGAUUUUGAUGAAAGAUUACCAUGGCAAACAAUUUUUUUUUUUUCUGUGUAUUAACGGAUUAAUUGUUCACUACAAGAUUAGUAAUAUGCGCUAACAAAGUAAAUAGGGUCAAUUUUGAUUUCAUGCCGACUUUGAAAUAGAAAACCAUUGUUUAAAAUUGUGAUAAUAUUUGGUAAUAUUACUGUUUUUUUUUCUAUUUUUGAUCAAAUAAAUGCAGCCUUGGAAUAUUGGCAUACCAAUAUGCCAAACUUUGAUCUCAUUAUUUUAUUUAACUUUUGUUUGUAGGAAUGUGCACAGCAGCUAGACUUGCAAAAGCUUCUAUCUGUUUCUAUGGAUGGUCCAAAUGUAAAUUGGAAGUUUUUAGAACUGCUGCAACAAGAGCAUCGUGAGCAGUUUGGUGGCACACAGCUAAUUGUGGUGGGGAGCUGUGGCCUCCACACCCUACAUAACGCCUGCAAACAUGGUUUCUCCAUUUGGAAGCUAGAGAAGGUUCUGAGGGCCUUGCACAUACUCUUCCACAAUGCGCCAGCUAGGAGGGAGGAUUUCACUGCUCUGACCAAAUGCACAAAAUUUCCACUUCCGUUCUGUGGAAACAGGUGGCUCGAAAAUCUACCAGUCGUGGAGAGAGCUUUGGAAUUCUGGCCAUCAGUGACCAUGUACAUGGAUGCAGUCAGGAAAAAGAAGCUACCAAAUCCGGGAACCACAUCGUAUGACACUCUUGAAGUUGCUGAAAAAGACCCUCUUAUUCUGGCGAAGCUACAUUUCUACAUGGCUAUCACAAGGACCUUCAGUCCUUUUCUUACCUUCUAUCAAACGGAUGUACUAGUGAUUCCGUUCCUUGCCAAAGACUUGGCUGAGCUGAUGAAGAGUAUGCUGAGGCGUUUUGUCAAGAAAGAGGUACUCAAGGAUAUCAGUUCACUGCAGCUGGUCAGGCUGGAUGUCAGUGACAAACAGAGCUGGGUCAACCUAAAGGAAGUAAACAUGGGAUUGGGUGCAGAAUCACUCCUUAAGGUGAUGUUAUAAUCCAGCAAUUCAAUGAAUUUUUAUCUGUUGAAAAUGAGAGCUUAUUCUCAUACAAACCAACAGAAACCAGGCUAGACAUAUUCCUGCAUGGAGUUCUUGGGCAGCGCGAUGAGUUAUGGAGCUUUGCAAGAAACUGCUUCUCCUGUCCCAUGGGCAGGCAACAGUGGAGAGAGGAUUCUCCAUUAAUAAAGAAGUGGAGACCUGCAAUAUGCAGGAGGAGACAAUGGUCAGUCAUCGACUAAUAUGUGAUUGUCAGCAUCUGUGGGGGGCUCCUCAAUGUCCCUAUCUCAAAGGAGUUACUGGCCUCUGCUGCAUCUGCUAGAUCAAGAUACAGAAUGCACCUUGAUCAGCAGAAAAAAAUCCAAAUCACUGAUGUCCAGGCACAGAAGCGCAAAGCUUUGGAAGACGACAUCGAGGACCUGAAAAAAAAGAAGAGAAUUCUGGUCCAGGUAUCUUCGAGCCUGCAGAAGGAUGCUGAGCAGCUUGCAGAAGAAGCUGAGGGAAAAGCUGGCACCUUGAUGGCACAGCUCAUUACAAAAUCCAACACACUGAGGAAGCGAUAUAAAGAAAAAACAAAUGAAUUACAGCAAAUUGAGACAGAGUUGGAUACAAAGGGCAAAGAACUGAGAUCUAUACAGUAAAAACCCAAUGUUCAGAUUAUUGGCAUGCAGUGUACAUGCCUCAUGUUACUGCUGUGCAGUUUGUUUGAAAUCUUUGUAGGCUGUCGAUGUUCUGCCUAAUGUUUAGUCAGUCUUUGCACUAUGUUUUGCAAUUUAUUGUUCUUUCACGCCUUCAAUAUGUCAAUAAACAAUGUGUGUUAAGGAUCGUAAUUGGUGGUAUUGUUUGCAAAUUUGUUGAUAUGAAAUUGGUCUUAAAUUUAAUUCUGCAUGGUAUUAAAAAGGUCUUAAAAAGUCUU